ACACGACGCCCGAGCCGCGGACGUCCGACGUCGUGAUACCAGUAGACCUGUUGGUACGAUCGCAACAUCACAUUUUAAUAAUUUCCUAUGGCCUAAAAUUGACAAUGUAACUGUUAGUGCUAUUUUGUAGUGAUUGAAGAAUAUCAAUAAUUCGACUAUAAGGAAGUGUCCAGAUAUACAGUAAAAGGACGUCUCGGAGUCCUUUCAUAAAUAAUGAUGACAGAAGAUAACGGCAAUAUAAUGGCGGGGCAACUGAAACCGACUUCGAGUAGCAACGAGGAUCUUAGUGAAUAUACCGAUGCUGACGAGAGUAUUUCAGCGCCAACGGAAAUACUUGCAGAAUUUUUGUCUGCUGUUAUGCUCAAAGAUUAUGAAACAGCUCUGAAAUAUUGCAAAUUAAUUCUUCAAUACGAACCAAACAAUAGUACAGCAAAAGAAUUUUACCCACUCAUCAUUGAAAAGCUUCAAAUGAUGAAUAAAGAAGACAUUGAUAGCAAUAAUGAUAGCGAAGAAGAGGGAGGCAGCGAAGAUAGCAGCAGUUCAAGUGAUUCAGAGAAUACGACAUCCGAAGACAGUAGUGAUGGUCAAGAAGAGGAUGAGGAGGAAGAAGAAGAGGAGGGUAUCGAAGCUGGUCAGGCAGGCGAAGAUAAACGGUCUAAAGGAUCUUCCGAAGGAGAUGGAACAACGGGAAGUUAUUCCAGUCUAGAAGAUGAUGAGGCUGAUCCUGUGGACCAGUUGGCAGCUUUGGCAGCACGAUAUCAAAUCGAUAACGUCAAUCUGGGCAAUGGAAACAAAAUAUACAAUACCAAUCUAUCGACUACAAUGGGAUGCCAGAACAAAAUGGCAUUAUUCAAUUCAAAAAUGAAGAUGUCGGCGGCUAACGCGAAUACAACUCAAGAAAAUCAACUUCCGUUUGGAACGAGCUCCGAUUCAGAAUCCCCUACAGAGCCAGUCACCCAACAAACGGUCGCCUUGCUCAGGGCAAGAGUAGUGCCAAGCAACAUAUAAAUUUAAUUUUACAAGUUUUAGAAUGAAUCUUGUAGGUCCUCACCUAUACCAUUCUGUCCAUUCAGUGAAAUUUCAUGUUAAAUUUUUGAAAAAUUUAUAAAAAAAAUUGUUGAUUUGUCGUACUUUUCGAAUACUUUAACCGGUACAAUUUAAGGAUAUCAGAAAAACUAUAAACUUAUAAUUAGUUUUUUGCUAUUUAUCAGUAGCAAAAAGAACUUACUUGUUUUGAAAUGCAUCGUUAGAUCGAAUCUUUUUAGAAAAAAUAUGAAUAAAAGAGUAGGUAGAGCCGUGGCCACCCUUAAAGAUAUGAGUCUAUUCUUCUUAUUUUUCAAUUCUAACUACGCUAAAAAUUUUUUCCUUUAAACAAGGAUGUUUAGUCGAAAACUCCUCCCUAGUAUUUCGGAAAACAUUAUCGAGUCGUGACUAGGACGCUACUGUAUUCCCUUUUUCAAAUUCAUCCUUAUCAGUAAGUUGGGUUAUAUAAGGUGAGUAUGGAGGAGCGCACCAAACUCUAGGAGUGUAUUAUACACGUAAAAUAAUGUGAAAACACUUAUAUGUUCUUAUCUGAUUUUCAUUUAUAGCAUAUUAAAAAAAAACAAAUUAUCUUAUAAAAAUUUUCUUAAUCAUAGCGUUCUUUCAAUAAAUGUUCAAAAAUACCGUCAUUGACUUCUAAACUCACCCUGUAUGAAUAAAAAAUUCAGAAAGUUAACAACGAACGAAAUCAGACGAAGUUAAAUAUGCUGCUUCUCUUAAGCCAAUCUAUUUAUUCGGUGAUAUCGUUUAACUUUUGUCGGACGACAAGAAAAGAUGGAACAGAACCCUGUUGAACACAUCUCAGUACCUCCUGCAAAAAUGCAUCACAUUCUGCAUUUAUUUGAGUUUCUAUAACAUGAGUUAUGAAAAGAUUAAUAUUCUUCAAAUAAAGAAUGCUUGCUCAAAUAUUAUUUUUUGCCUUUGUGUUUAUCAUGUCGAAAAAAUUUGUUUUUAUCAAAUUAUAUGCAAAAUGUAUCUCAUCUGCAUCGUUUGGAUACGUUCAUAAUAAUUUCUACCUAUACGUAAUCUUCUAAAGAUUGCCUCUUUAGUAAUAAAGGUAAUAUUCAGUAUAUUGAUAUCUCUAAUGUGAACACUUUGAUGUAUUUAUUGAACUUAUCAGAGCCCAACAAGUGUAAAACCACCAAAUUGUUAAAAUUGAAAAUUGUGAGAAAAAAUAAUAUAUAAUAAUACUCUAUAUAUGACUCAAAAUUUCCAUCAAUUCUUGCUUUCAAGUUGCCAGCCUAAAAUUUCGAUCAUGUCUAAGAAAUCACAAUAAAAUAAAAAUACAAUUUAUUCAUUGAA
Diorhabda sublineata is the source of this 2343-nucleotide messenger RNA. RefSeq lists its product as uncharacterized. The transcript is spliced from 7 exons. Gene Ontology annotation, molecular function: protein binding. The record is from RefSeq and is a predicted model, not a curated record. Bases 214 to 1008 code for a protein of 264 amino acids. NCBI's taxonomy places the organism in Eukaryota, Metazoa, Arthropoda, Insecta, Coleoptera, Chrysomelidae.